This is a messenger RNA of Nanorana parkeri, 3876 nucleotides long. RefSeq names its product zinc finger protein 585A-like. Gene Ontology annotation, molecular function: RNA polymerase II cis-regulatory region sequence-specific DNA binding; DNA-binding transcription factor activity. The record is from RefSeq and is a predicted model, not a curated record. Gene Ontology annotation, biological process: regulation of transcription by RNA polymerase II. NCBI's taxonomy places the organism in Eukaryota, Metazoa, Chordata, Amphibia, Anura, Dicroglossidae. The transcript has 7 exons. The coding region runs from base 90 to 3869 and encodes 1259 amino acids.
GUCUCAUAUCGGAGAUAACUGUAGCGGAAGAAGAAAGCGCAGACAAUUGUGAGGGUUCGUUUACGUGUUCAGAUUGCGGAGAAUGUUUCAUGUGGAAUAAAGACUUUCUCAAACACCAGAAGACUCACACGGGCGAGCGUAUUUUCCCAUGCUCCGAGUGCGAGCAGAGUUUUACUCGGAAGGAACACCUUCUGAGGCAUCGGAGACUUCACACCGGUGGGAGUCUCUUCUCCUGUUCAGUGUGUGGGAAGUGUUUCACUCGAAAUGAACACCUGCUUAGGCACCAGAGGUGUCACACAGGAGAGCGCCCUUUUUCCUGUCCAGAGUGCGGUAAAUGUUUCACUCAGAAAGGAAGCCUCGUCAUACACAUGACGAGUCACUCCGACGAGCGUCCUUUUUCAUGUUCAGAGUGCGGAAAAUGUUUUACUCGCAAGAGGAUACUUAUUGUGCACCAGAAAAGUCACACGGGUGAACGUCCUUAUGCCUGUCCGGACUGUGGCAAAUGUUUUACGUGGAAAAAGAACUUUCACAGGCACCAGAGAAGUCACACGGGCGAGCGCCCUUUUUCCUGCUCAGAGUGCGGCAAAUGUUACACUCAGAAGGGCGACCUUCUUAGACACCAGAGAGGCCAUACCGGUGAGCGUCCCUUUUCAUGCUCGGAGUGUGGAAAGAGUUUCAUGCGGAAAGCCGACCUUCUCACUCACCAGAGAAAGCAUACCGGCGAGCGUCCUUUUUCAUGUUCGGAGUGCGGGAAGUGUUUCGUUGAAAGAGGACACCUUCUGACGCACCAGAGAAUCCACACCGGCGAACGUCCUUUUUCGUGCUCUGAGUGCGGGAAAUCUUUCACUCAGCAAGGGAACCUUCUGACGCACCAGAAGAUUCACAUGGGAGAGCGCCCGUACUCGUGUUCAGAGUGCGGGAAAUGUUUCACGCUGAAAUCGCAUCUCAUGGCGCAUCAGAAAACCCACGCUGGAGAACGUCCAUUUCAAUGUUCGGAGUGUGGAAAAUGUUUUCUUCAGAAAGAAGAUCUUCUUACGCACCAGAGAAUCCACACCGGUGAGCGUCCAUAUUCAUGUUCAGAGUGUGGCAAAUGUUUUGCGCAGAGCGGAAAUCUCACGGCACACCAGAGAAUUCACAAGGGUGAGCGUCCUUUUUCCUGCUCAGAGUGUGGAAGGUGUUUCCUACGGAAAGGACACCUUCUUAUACACCAGAAAAGCCACACAGGUGAGCGUCCUUUUUCUUGUUCAGAGUGCGAGAAAAGUUUCACUCACAAAGGAGACCUUCUCACUCACCAGAGGCGUCACACAGGCGAACGUCCUUUUUCUUGUCCAGAGUGCAAGAAGAGUUUCACACGUAAAAGAGUACUUAUUGCUCACCAGAAAAGUCACACAGGAAAUUAUACUUAUUACUGCCCAGAGUGUGGGAAAUGUUUCACUCAGAAGGCACACCUUCUUACACACCAGAGGAGUCACACAGGUGAGUUUCCAUUUUCCUGUAUGGAGUGUGGGAAAUAUUUUACUCAGAAAGGACUGCUUCUUACACACCAGAGAAAUCACACAGGUGAGCGUCCUUUUUCAUGUUCAGAGUGCGGGAAAGGUUUCAUGCGAAAAGGACACCUUCUUACACACCAGAAAAGUCACACGGGUGCACGUCCUUUUUCAUGUACGGAGUGUGGGAAGUCUUUCAUACGGAAAGGCCAUCUUCUUACACAUCAGAAAUGUCACACUGGGGAGCGACCUUUUUCCUGUUCGGAGUGUGGGAAAUGUUUUACACAAAAAGCAAACCUUCUUACGCAUCGGAGGGUUCACACAGGGGAACGGCCUUUUUUAUGUACAGAGUGUGGUAAAUGUUUCGUUCAGAAAGGAUACCUACUCAUACACCAGAAAAAGCACACUGGAGAGCGUCCAUUUCCGUGCCCAGAGUGCGGGAGAAGUUUCAGUGUGAAAGGGAACUGUAUUGUGCACCAGAGAACUCACACGGGCGAGCGUCCGUUCCCAUGUUCAGAGUGCGGAAAAAGUUUUGCUCGGAAAAGUGUACUUAUUGAACACCAGAGAAUUCACAUGGGCGAGCGUCCGUUUUCAUGCGCAGAGUGUGGAAAAUGCUUCACUCAGAAAGGAGAUCUUCUUACGCACCAGAGAAGUCAUACGGGCGAGCGUCCUUUUUCAUGUGCAGAGUGCGGUAAAUGUUUCACGCGGAAAGAAAGGCUUCUUACACACCAAAGAAGUCAUACGGGUGAGCGUCCUUUUUCAUGUUCAGAAUGUGGGAAAAGUUUCACUCAGAAAGAAAACCUUAUUACGCAUCAGAGAAAACACACGGGCGAGCGCCCUUUUUCAUGCACAGAGUGCGGCAAAUGCUUCACUCGGAAAGAAAGGCUUCUUACACACCAAAGAAGUCAUACGGGCGAGCGUCCUUUUUCAUGUUCAGAGUGUGGGAAGACUUUCACGCAGAAAGAAAACCUCCUUACGCAUCAGAGAAGUCACAGGGGUGAGCGUCCUUUUUCAUGUUCAGAGUGCGGGAAAAGUUUCACUCGGAAAGACUCCCUUCUUAUGCACCAGAAAAGCCACAAAGGAGAGCGUCCUUUUUCAUGUUCAGAGUGUGGGAAGGGUUUCACAUCGAAGCAGGACCUUCUUAGACACCAGAGAAGUCACACGGGCGAGCGACCUUUUUCCUGUUCGGUGUGCGAGAAAAGCUUUGCCCAGAAAGGAGACCUUCUUAGACACCAGAGAAUUCACACAGGCGAGCGUCCUUAUUCGUGUUCAAUAUGCAACAAAUCUUUCAGUCGUAAAGGACACCUUAUUACGCACCAGAGGGGACACACAGGCGAACGUCCUUUUUCAUGCACACAGUGCGGGAAAUCGUUUGCUCAAAGAGCGGCAUUUGUGACCCACGAGAGAAGUCACACUGGUGAACGUCCUUAUGCGUGUCCACAGUGCGGGAAGUGUUUCGGUCAAAAAAAGUUACUUACUGUGCACCAGAGAAGUCACUCGGGCGAGCGUCCUUUUUCUUGUCCAGAGUGUGGGAAGCUUUUCACUUACAGAGGAGACCUUCUUAGGCACCAGAGGAGUCAUACGGGAGAGCGUCUCUUUUCAUGUGCAACGUGUGGCAAAUCUUUUUUUCGGAAGGGGCACCUUGUUACCCACCAGAGGAGACACACAGGCGAGCGGCCGUUUCCAUGUACGUACUGUGUGAAAUCUUUUGCGCAUAAAGCAGCAUUUGUGGCUCAUCUGAGAACUCACACAGGGGAACGUCCCUUUUCAUGUACAGAGUGUGGGAAGUGUUUCACUCAGAAAGGAGCACUUACAGCACACCAGAGAAGACACACGGGUGAUCUUCCUUUUUCUUGUCUGGAAUGUGGCAAAGGUUUUGUAGAGAAAGGACGCUUUGUUAGACACCAGAGAAAACACACAGAUCAUCAUGGGACACACAAACAUAUUGCAUGUUCAGAGUGCGGGAAAAAAUUCUCGCAGAAAGGAGACCUUCUUAGACACCAGAGAAUUCACACAGGUGUGCGUCCUUAUGAAUGUUCAGAGUGUGGAAAAUGUUUCACUCAGAAGGGGGACCUUCUCGCGCACAAGAGAAGACACACGGGCGAGCGUCCUUUCUCAUGCUCUGACUGCGGGAAAAGUUUCAGUCAGAAUGGUGAUCUUAUCAGACACCGGAGGAUUCACACCGGUGAGCGUCCCUUUUCAUGUCCGGAGUGCGGGAAAAGUUUCACUCAGAAAGGAGUACUAACUGCACACCAGAGACGUCACACGGGCGAGCGUCCGUUCUCGUGUUCGAAAUGUGGCCGAUCUUUCGUUCAAAAGGGAAACCUUCUUACCCACGAGAGGAAGCACAUUUGUGAGGGUCCUGUUUUAUGCUUUUUAUAGUGUGGGA